UUUUAGGGUUCUUGCUAGCUAGAGUUUGGAGAUGGCAGCGAUCACCAGGGGAUCGCGAUUGAACGUCGCAGCAUUGGACGCCGAAAAUCCGCCCUCUGCGAUCGAGAAAUGGGGGCCGGAGACGGCGAUUCUCUUCGUCGUCGUGUCGCUGGCGAUUGGGACGGUGUCGAGGCAACUCUUGCACAAGACCAAGGUUCCCUACACUGUGGCGCUGCUGGUGAUUGGAAUGGGGCUGGGCGCUCUAGAAUAUGGAACUCAACGGGGCCUGGGAUCUCUCGGCCAUAGCAUUCGCUUGUGGUCGAACAUUCAUCCCAAUCUCAUUCUCUACGUGUUCUUGCCGGCUCUUCUUUUCGAGAGCUCGUUUUCCAUGGAAGUCCAUCAAAUCAAGAGGUGCUUGGUACAGAUGGGACUCCUCGCGGGCCCUGGAGUGGUCAUUUCAACAUUUUGUCUGGGGCUUUUCAGCCACUUUAUUCUUCCUUAUGGAUGGAGCUGGAGUGUGUCCUUAUUACUGGGAGGGCUUCUCAGUGCCACGGAUCCUGUAGCGGUUGUCUCUCUUCUCAGAGAUGUGAAGGCAAGCAAAAAACUGAGCACGAUAAUUGAGGGGGAAGCAUUGAUGAACGAUGGAACAGCAAUGGUGGUGUUUGAGCUUUUCCAUCAAAUGGUGCUCGGGAAACAUUUCUCUGCUGGCGACAUUUGCAAAUUCUUGUCUCAAGUUGCAUUGGGAUCCGUGGCGCUGGGCAUGACUUUUGGAAUGCUGUCGAUCUUUUGGCUCGGGAUCAUGUUUAACGAUACCGUUAUAGAAAUCACGCUGACUUUCACAGCAAGUUAUUGUGCGUUCUUCAUAGCUCAGCAUGUUGCUGGUGUUUCUGGAGUGCUGGCAGUCAUGACGGUUGGCAUGUUAUUUGCAGCGUUUGGGAGGGCCGCUUUCAAAGGUGAAAGCCAACAGAGUAUGCAUUGCUUUUGGACCAUCAUUACAUACUUUGCAAAUACCGUUAUUUUCAUCCUAAGUGGCGUAGUCAUUGCGGAAAGUUUCCUGCGAAGUCAAUCACAAAUUGAAGGUCGCGACUGGGCAUAUUUGCUGUGUUUGUACUUCUUUCUACAGCUAUCACGGGCAUUGGUAGUGAUUGCACUGUAUCCCGGCUUGAGUUAUUACGGAUAUGGAUUAAGUUUCAAGGAGGCUCUUAUACUAGUCUGGUCUGGUCUUCGAGGUGCUGUAGCACUUGCUCUGUCACUUUCUGUAAAGGAAAGUGAAAAUGAUGAGAGUGUCGCAGGAAGAAUACAAGCAAAGUUUGUCUUCUUUACAGGGGGCGUGGUUUUCCUAACGCUCAUUGUGAACGGUACGUCAACACAGUUUCUUUUGAAGUUUCUCCACAUGGAGAAAACCUCGGAGACGAAGAGGCUUGUGUUGGAGCACGUAAACUACGAAAUGAAUAGCAAGACAGCUGAAGCAUUCGAAGAGCUUGGAGAAGACGAAGAACUUGGUCCCGCUGAUUGGCCGACCGUGCGCAAAUAUAUAAGCUGCUUGAAUCGACUUCCAGAAGACGAAGCGCGUAUCCAUCCCCAUGAUGCCUCGACUAGCGAGGGUGACACGCGUAAGACACAGCUGCAAGACCUCCGUCUCCGCUUCCUAAAUGGAGUACAAGCGGCUUACUGGGUGAUGCUUGAAGAAGGAAGAAUCACACAGACGGCUGCCCUGCUGUUAAUGCAGUCCGUGGACGAGGCUCUGGAUAGAGUCGCCAAGCAGGAUGUUCUUUCGGACUGGAGCGGUGUGCAUCCCCACGUUCACUGCCCCAGCUACUUGAAGCAUCUACAAAUAGGAAAUUUGUUUUUGCCGCAGAAGUUGUUAACUUACCUGGUUGUGGAGCGUCUGGAGCUUAGUUGCUACAUUAGUGCUGCGUUUCUUCGUGCUCAUCUCCUUGUUCGACGUCAUCUACGAGCUUUCAUAGGAGAAACGGAAGUUGGAGAGAUUGUGAUUAAAGAGAGCGAGGAAGAGACUGUCGAAGCUAAGCAGUUUUUAGAGGGUAUACGUCUCACAUUUUCACAGGUAUCCAUUUCUCAUUAUGGCUUUGUAAGCGUGUCGAACACAUGUUUGCAGGUAUUGCGUGUUGUGAAAACCAAACAAGUUGUCCAUGCAAUUUUACUUCGCAUCUCGGACUAUAUUCAAAGUUUGGAAAAAUCCGGUCUGCUCGAGGAUAGCGAAACAAUGCAUCUUCAUGAUGCUGUGCAGGCUGAUUUGAAAAGGUUACUGAGAAAUCCUCCAAGCGUUUCAAUGCCGAAGGGAGCAGAUCUUUUGCGUACUCAGCCUUUUAUAACAUCUCUUCCGAGCCAAAUUCAAGCCUUGAUUUUUAAUUCCUCGAAGGAGUUUCUAAAGCUGAGAGGCAGCGUUCUCUAUAAAGAAGGCUCUCGUGCGGACGGCCUUUGGCUUAUAGCGAAUGGUAUUGUCAAGUGGAACACUAGUCGCAAUUCCAGGCAUCUAUUGCAUCCAACGUUUUCUCAUGGCAGUACUUUGGGUCUUUACGAAGUUAUCAUGGGAAAGUCGUUCCUCUGUGAUUUGAUCGCAGACUCGGUGGUUCAGUGCUUUUAUCUGGAAGCAUCUAAAGUAAUGUCUAUCUUACAAGCCAACACAGAGCUGGAACAGUUUUUUUGGCAGGAAAGCACCCUUCCGGUUUUGAAGAUAAUUUUACCGGAUUUUUUCGAAGCAAUGCCUAUGCAUGAGCUCCGAGUCACUGUCCAGAAUUCUAGCAUGAUAUCUUUCAUCCGCGGAGAGAUUAUUGAAGUACCAGUUGGCGAGAUAGGCCUUCUUAUUGAAGGAUUUCUCAAGCAGGACGGGGAAAACGAAAUAAUCGGAGCCCCGGCUGGAAUUGUUUGUCCCAGCCACGAGACAGAGCGGAAGGUUUCUGGCAACGGUGUCUUUUACGGAAACAUAUUUCACGUAGAGACGCGCUCUCGUCUGGUUCUCAUCAGGCACAACGUCCACACGAGAGUUUCUUCGCAGUCCUUGCUUUCCCGUCGAUCCAGUGCAAUUGGGCAUGGCAGCAGCUUCAGCUUGAGGUACCGAGGAAGGCACGGGUCGGAUCAAAGCCGGAACUCGGAGCAGCAGAUCCUUGCCCGGAUGAGGCAAGGCUCGGCAACAACGAACGAAGCCAACGUUCUUGAAGAAAUCAAGAUGGAGAGCGCGUGGAAACGAGGAAGCACGGGCCAGAUAUGGCCACAGCAGCCUCAAGCCGUCCCACCUUUGUUCCCGGGAGGAGUCCGGCGACGCUCGCUCGAGAGGCCGCGGGAACUCCAGCCUCAAGGAAGCCUGCCGCUCAUCUCAGCGCCGCCGGUUCCGCCACUCCCGGCCCUGAGAACGCGGCGGAAGCUCCGGAAGAAGCAGCUGUCCAGCGAUUCCAGCGACGAGGAGGAGGAGCACAUCGUGCAAAUCGAGUCGCCCAGCAGCCUCUUCCACAACGCUUUCAAGUGAAACAAGAGUUAGUUUGUACGGGCGGUGGGGCUGGCGACCGUACGCUUCUAGGGCGCGCGGAUUUGGGCCACUCGAUGCUUUUGCCCUAGGGUUUGAGCUGUUUGUGAUCUUUGCCA
Molecule: messenger RNA, 3579 nt
Organism: Selaginella moellendorffii
Lineage: Eukaryota; Viridiplantae; Streptophyta; Lycopodiopsida; Selaginellales; Selaginellaceae
Product: sodium/hydrogen exchanger 8
Exons: 22
Coding region: 32-3463 (1143 amino acids)
Biological process (GO): proton transmembrane transport
Cellular component (GO): membrane; chloroplast envelope
Molecular function (GO): sodium:proton antiporter activity
Source: RefSeq, a predicted model, not a curated record